GCGUCUUCGCAGAAAUAAACGAUCUUCGCAGCUCCGGGUAAAGGUGGGGCUGCACAGACUCCGAAUAAACUUUUAAAAGUUUAAAUCUGCAGAUUUCUGCGUGAACUGGAGUAAAAGUAUCAGCAGGUCGGAUCCAAAGUUCUUCACCAGUUCGAGAAGACUCAGGGUGGAGUCAUGUCUUCUGGGAAGAACAAGAACCAGACGUCUCUGGUCCUCCACAAGGUGAUCAUGGUGGGCAGCGGCGGCGUGGGGAAGUCUGCUCUCACGCUGCAGUUCAUGUACGACGAGUUCGUGGAGGACUACGAGCCCACGAAGGCGGACAGCUACAGGAAGAAGGUGGUGCUGGACGGAGAGGACGUUCAGAUCGACAUCCUGGACACGGCGGGCCAGGAGGACUACGCCGCCAUCAGGGACAACUACUUCCGCAGCGGCGAGGGAUUCCUGCUGGUCUUCUCCAUCACCGAGCACGAGUCCUUCACCGCCACCUCCGAGUUCAGGGAGCAGAUCCUGCGGGUGAAGGAGGAGGAAGCCAUCCCGCUGCUCCUGGUGGGGAACAAGUCGGACCUGGAGGACCGGCGGCACGUCACCGCCGACGAGGCCGCCGCCAAGGUCAACGAGUGGGGCGUCCAGUACGUGGAGACGUCGGCCAAAACCAGGGCCAACGUGGACAAGGUGUUCUUUGACCUCAUGAGGGAGGUACGCAAGAAGAAGAUGGCCGAGAGCAAAGACCGGAACGGGCCGAGUGGGAAGAAGAAGAAGAAACACUGCUGCCUCCUCUAACCGACGAAAAACUCGAACAGUCCGGCGACUCGCUUCAGAACGUUCUCACCUCCUACUUCCUCCCUUCGCCUCCGUCUUCAACGACUCCAUCACUUCUGGUCCAGUUUCCUGUUACUGAGCUGCCGUCAGAGGCUCGUUAGUAAAACAUCCCAGAAAUGUGUGUUCUUUGAAGAGUUAAGAGGCAACACUUUACGUUCGGGCUGAGAACAGCCGUCGCACCACAAACACUUCAGCUUUUACUUUUGAAGGGACCUCCUGUGUAGAAUAAUCAACACAAACACUUAAGGCUUUUACUUUGAAGGGACUUCCUUUGUAGCAUAAUCAAACUAAAACUAAAUGAAAUGAUUGUUUCUUUUCAACAUCAUACCAAACGUAUUUUUCUUUCUUAUAAAAUGUGUGUAUAAUUUAAAUUCUAAAUUUUCUUCUGUUUUUCACCACUUCUGAUUGUUUUUUGUAUGUUUUGUUCAGUUAUUCUAUUUAAGAAAAUGAAUAAAAAUGCUUAUGAAAUGAAAA
Cololabis saira (Pacific saury) is the source of this 1293-nucleotide messenger RNA. Its product is annotated as ras-related protein ralB-B-like. Gene Ontology annotation, molecular function: GTPase activity; GTP binding; GDP binding. Lineage: Eukaryota; Metazoa; Chordata; Actinopteri; Beloniformes; Belonidae. The transcript has 6 exons. Gene Ontology annotation, cellular component: plasma membrane. Bases 175 to 780 code for a protein of 201 amino acids. Gene Ontology annotation, biological process: Ras protein signal transduction. The record is from RefSeq and is a predicted model, not a curated record.